GAUACAUUUGUUACAGUGCGAUAACUUCCGUUGUGGGUUGGACUACGAUUGGGUAUAACUUGACCCUGCUUCUUGAAGUUGGUACUUUCAGACGCAGCGCUGCCACAUCAAACUGAGACAACCAUGGUUCGCUCUAUCAAAACAAAGGAGGAAUUCCACAAAACCCUGAAAGACGCUGGGGACAAGCUGGUGGUGGUGGACUUCACUGCCACUUGGUGCGGUCCUUGCAGAAGGAUCGGCCCUGUGUUUGUGCGACUGUCAGAGUUACCGGAGAACAAGAACGUGAUUUUCGUGAAGGUGGACGUAGAUGAGGCCCAGGAAAUCAGCGCUGAAUGUGGAAUCAGGUCCAUGCCCACAUUCCAGUUUUACAAGAAUGGAAAGAAGGUGAAGGAGUUCUCUGGUGCUGAUGAGACAAUGCUGACCGAACAGGUGGAGAAGCUGAGAAACUGAGUUCCACUGACCAAUCCUCAACCUCCUAUUGUAUCUUUAAAAUCUCACCAAUUCCAUAUUGAAGCUAGAAAGAUUUCAUAAAGAUGUUUACGAGCUGUUAAGAUCUGUUCCGGUGUCAUGUCAUGUUGACGUCGUCCUGAUCUCAGCGUCUUUUAAACUCUGUUUUAUAAGAAUUGACAAUUUCGCUACUACUUCUUCUUUUCUUCUAUGCCAUGCCCUCAUCCAGAUGGACAUAAUAAAAGAGGAAUCCAUCCA
Mugil cephalus (flathead mullet) is the source of this 705-nucleotide messenger RNA. It is a transcript of the gene txnb, whose product is annotated as thioredoxin. The record is from RefSeq and is a predicted model, not a curated record. Bases 124 to 450 code for a protein of 108 amino acids. The transcript is spliced from 5 exons. Gene Ontology annotation, molecular function: protein-disulfide reductase activity. Lineage: Eukaryota; Metazoa; Chordata; Actinopteri; Mugiliformes; Mugilidae.